This is a messenger RNA of Protomyces lactucae-debilis, 837 nucleotides long. RefSeq names its product F-actin capping protein. The transcript is spliced from 2 exons. Gene Ontology annotation, molecular function: actin filament binding. Gene Ontology annotation, cellular component: F-actin capping protein complex; actin cortical patch. Bases 1 to 837 code for a protein of 278 amino acids. The record is from RefSeq and is a predicted model, not a curated record. Gene Ontology annotation, biological process: barbed-end actin filament capping; cell morphogenesis. Lineage: Eukaryota; Fungi; Ascomycota; Taphrinomycetes; Taphrinales; Protomycetaceae.
AUGGCCGACCCACUGGAUGCAGCACUUGACCUUCUACGUCGCUUGAAACCACAAGACAUUGCAAGCAACCUCAAAACGCUCUGUGAGACGUGUCCCGAGAUUGCCGAAGACUUGCUAGGCACUGUUGAUCAACCACUUCUCAUCAAGACCUGCAAGCAAACAGCCAAGGAUUUCCUUGCUUGUGACUUCAACAGGGAAGAAGACAGUUAUCGUUCACCGUGGAGUAACCAGCUUGAUCCACCCAUUCAAGACGCGUCUGUGCCGGCUGCCGGAUUACGACAAUUGGAAGUUGCGCUGAAUGAGGCAUUUGACGUGUACAGAGAUCUUUACUAUGAAGGUGGUUUGUCUUCCGUUUACCUCUGGCAACCUGAAGAAGGUGCCCUUGCCGGUGCCAUCUUACUCAAGAAGCAAGCACCGGGACAAUACAGUAAAGGCAGUUGGGAUGCGAUCCAUGUCUUUGCGGCAUUUGAACAAGGUGGUGGUGGGAAGCAUGGUAGUAUGCGGUAUGAAUUGACAUCAACGGUGAUGCUCGAUAUGACCAUGACGAAUGAUGCACUCGAUUCAAUGAAUUUGGGUGGUAACAUGACGCGUCAGCAUCAACAGACGUGUAGUUUUUCGGAUGCAGCAUCGCAUGUUGGCAACUUGGGUCGCUUGGUGGAGGAGAUGGAGAUCAAGAUGCGGAAUCUCCUGCAGGAAGUGUAUUUUGGCAAGACGAAGCAGAUUUGUCAUGAGCUACGCUCCUUACAGCCACUUGCACAGGCGAGAGCAGAGAAGGAGAAGCAAGGAAAUCUGAUGAAGCAGGUGCCUGCGAAAGAUGCCGGGCAAGCAAUUUCUUAA